AUGACUUCCGCGAACUACCACAAUAAGUUUGUCGCAGUUAGCGACGAUGGCCAACGCGUACUCAAGCGUUCAAAGAAAAGAACAACAGAAGUAGCCGGCAAAUCGUCGACAUUACUGGAGAUUUUGCUAGCUGCAAGGGGCAGUUUGAUAGCUCUCUGUUUUGUUAUCCUGCUCAAUGUUCAUUUUCACUACAGAACGAAGGAUUCGCUUCUUGGCGGAAUGAUGCGUCCAAAACGGGCAGCAGCAGAAGAAUACGAGCCAAUCGUAGUUACUCCUUCGUUCACGAAGAAAUUCGAAGACAUGGUUUCCGGCGAGCGCGAUACCUGUCAGCCGGACCCGGUCGUUUUCGUCAAAACGCACAAAACUGGAGGAACGACAAUCACAAACAUGAUCCUCCGCCACGCCGAGCGCAACUCAAUGCUCGUGGGUCUUCCAAUCCAAGACCACUGGGAGUUGGCCGGAUACCCGGUCAGCUUCGACCAGCGAUUGGUCGACCCCGUGGCCGAAAAGUACGACGUUCUAUGCCACCAUUUCCGCUUCAACUACGAGGAGAUCGAGAAGAAGAUGCAUGAUAACGCUGCGUAUGUUACUAUCAUGCGAAAUCCAAUCUCAAAUUACGAGUCCAUCUUCGGCUUCUUCCGCGACUACCCCUUCGCCCAGUGGGUCGGAAGAAACGGCACUUUGAAGAACUUCCUCAGCGACCCGGAAAGGUUCUACGAUAAAUCGACUCCCUGGUAUUUCCGAGCCAAAAACUACAUGGCAUACGAUUUGGGAUUCGACAACGAAGAUACCAGUCGAGAAUAUGCAAGAUACGCUAUCGAGGAGAUGGACAAGAUCUUUGAUUUGGUCAUGAUCACCGAUCGUUUUGAAGAGUCGAUCGUUCUACUCCGAGAUCUUCUUUGCAUGUCCGACGAAGAUGUCAUCUACCUGGCGCUGAAGGUCAGAAGAGAAACGCAGAGCACAGAACUUACUACGGAUGAAGCACGCAAAAUUCGCGAAUGGAACUCACUAGAUGCUUCGCUCUACGAUCACUUCGAGAAGAAACUCGACAUUGCCGUGGAGAAAUUCGGGCGUGACAAGAUGAGCUUGGAAGUCAACAAGCUUCGCGCCCAGUUGCGCGACGUCGAGGAGCGCUGCGUCGAUGCUUAUGCCCAGCAGCGACUUACUCCUUGGAUCCGUCGGAUUAAGCUUCGUCGAAAAUCGGGCGAUCAGUGUCUCAAGAUGACUUGGGGCGAGGUGAAAUUCGCCGAUCACAUUCGCGAGCUCCAGUCGGAGCGCACCGACUUACCCCCGCAGCCUUCCUACAUCCGGCAGCACAUUUUGCACCACGACGUGCAACGCACUGUACUUGGCGAGUCGCCCUACAUUCACGCAGACCUCAUGCUCUAG
Molecule: messenger RNA, 1389 nt
Organism: Oikopleura dioica
Lineage: Eukaryota; Metazoa; Chordata; Appendicularia; Copelata; Oikopleuridae
Source: the annotation of a GenBank genome assembly